AUGGCGCAGAAAGGAGUUCAGCUCGACCAAGAAACUUUCUGUUGUUCGAUCUGUUUGGAUCUACUGAAGGAUCCGGUGGCUAUUCCCUGUGGACACAGCUACUGUAUGAACUGUAUUAAAGGAUUCUGGGAUGGAGAGGAUCAGAGGAGCAUCUACAGCUGCCCUCAGUGCAGACAGACCUUCACACAGAGGCCUGUCUUGGGGAAAAACACCAUUUUAGCAACUUUAGUGGAGCAGCUGAAGAAGACUGGACUCCAAGCUGCUCCUGCUGAUCACUGCUAUGCUGGACCUGAAGAUGUGGCCUGUGAUGUCUGCACUGGGAGGAAGCUGAAAGCCUUCAAGUCAUGUCUGCAGUGUCUCAUCUCUUACUGUGAGAAUCACCUUCAGCCUCACUUUGAAUCAACCAAAUUAAAGAAACACAAGCUGGUGGAGCCCUCGGAGAAGCUCCAGGAGAACAUCUGCUCUCGUCAUGAUGAGGUGAUGAAGAUGUUCUGUCGUACUGAUCAGCAGAGUAUCUGUUAUCUCUGCUCUGUGGAUGAACAUAAAGGUCACGACACAGUCUCAGCUGCAGCAGAAAGGACUGAGAGGCAGAGAGAGCUCGAGGUGAGUCGACUAAACAUCCAGCAGAGAAUCCAGGACAGAGAGAAAGAUGUGAAGCUGCUUCAACAGGAGGUGGAGGCCGUCAGUCGCUCUGCUGAUAAAGCAGUGGAGGACAGUGGGAAGAUCUUCACUGAGCUGAUCCGUCUCCUCCAGAAAAGAAGCUCUGAUGUGAAGCAGCAGAUCAGAUCCCAGCAGGAAACUGAAGUGAGUGGAGUCAAAGAGCUUCAGGAGAAGCUGCAGCAGGAGAUCACUGAGCUGAAGAGGAAAGACGCUGAACUGAAGCAGCUCUCACACACAGAGGAUCACAACCAGUUUCUACACAACUACCCCUCAGUGUCACAACUCAGUGAACCUACAGACUCAUCCAGCAUCAAUAUCCGUCCUCUGAGAUACUUUGAGGAUGUGACAGCAGCUGUGUCAAAGCUCAGAGAUAAACUACAGGACAUCCUGAGGGACGAAUGGACAAACAUCUCAGUGACAGUGACUGAAAUGGAUGUUUUACCAUCAGAACCACAACCAGAGCCAAAGACCAGAGCUGAGUUCUUAAAAUAUUCAUGUGACAUCACUCUGGAUCCAAACACAGCCAACACACAUCUGUUAUUAUCUGAGGGGAACAGAAAAGCAACAUACACGAGUCAACAACAGUCUUAUUCUAGUCACCCAGACAGAUUCACUUACUGGCCUCAGGUCCUGAGCAGAGAGAGUCUGACUGGACGUUGUUACUGGGAGGUGGACUGGAGAGGGACAGAAUUUCGUAUAGCAGUCGCAUACAAGAAUGUCAGCAGAGCAGGAAACUCAGGAGAAUGUGUAUUUGGAUAUAAUGACAAAUCUUGGAUGUUAAUCUGUAGCACGAAUAGUUAUGACUUUUAUUUCAACUACAUCAGAACUCCUAUCACAGGUCCUGGUUCCUCCAGAGUCGGAGUGUACCUGGAUCACAGAGCAGGUAUUCUGUCGUUCUACAGCGUCUCUAAAACCAUGACUCUCCUCCACAGAGUCCAGACCACAUUCACUCAGCCUCUCUAUGCUGGACUUUGUCUUUACUAUGAUGGAGACGUGGCUGAGUUGCGUAAACUCAAAACAGUACAGAGCUGUCAGGCUGCUUUUAGUACUGAGUCAUAUGUUGUUCAGAUCAGAGGUCAGACCUGUUUCAUUCAUCAGGAAGUGAAACUCAGACAGUCGCUGCAACUGAGAGCUGAAAUGGCGCAGAGAGGGGAUCAGCUGGACAGAGAAAGUUUCUGUUGUUCAAUCUGUUUGGAUCUACUGAAGGAUCCAGUGGCUAUUCUCUGUGGACACAGCUACUGCAUGAACUGUAUUGAAAAACAUUGGGAUGGAGAGGAUCAGAGGAGGAUGUACAGCUGCCCUGAGUGCAGACAGACCUUCACACCGAGGCCUGUCCUGAAGAAAAACACCAUGUUAGCAGCUUUAGUGGAACAGCUGAAGAAGACUGGACUCCAAGCUGCUCCUGCUGAUCACUGCUAUGCUGGACCUGAGAGGCAGAGAGAGCUCGAGGUGAGUCGACUAAACAUCCAGCAGAGAAUCCAGGACAGAGAGAAAGAUGUGAAGCUGCUUCAACAGGAGGUGGAGGCCGUCAGUCGCUCUGCUGAUAAAGCAGUGGAGGACAGUGAGAAGAUUUUCACUGAGCUGAUCUGUCUCAUACAAAAAAAAAGCUCUGAUGUGAGACAGCAGAUCAGAUCCCAGCAGGAAACUGAAGUGAGUCGAGUCAAAGAGCUUCAGGAGAAGCUGCAGCAGGAGAUCACUGAGCUGAAGAGGAAAGACGCUGAACUGAAGCAGCUCUCACACACAGAGGAUCACAACCAGUUUCUACACAACUACCCCUCACUGUCACAACUCAGUGAAGCUACAGACUCAUCCAGCAUCGAUAUCCAUCCUCUGCGAUACUUUGAGGAUGUGACAGCAGCUGUUUCACAGCUCAGAGAUAAACUACAGGACAUCCUGAGGGACGAAUGGACAAACAUCUCAGUGACAGAGACUGAAUUGGACGUUUUACCAUCACAACCACAACCAGAGCCCAAGACCAGAGCUGAGUUCUUACAAUAUUCAUGUGAAAUCACUCUGGAUCCAAACACAGCACACACAAAAGUGUUAUUAUCUGAGGGGAACAGAAAAGCAACAUACACGAGUCAACAACAGGCUUACUCUCGUCACCCAGAUAGAUUCACUUACUGGCCUCAGGUCCUGAGUAGAGAGAUGCUGACUGGACGUUGUUACUGGGAGGUGGACUGGAGAGGGACAGGAGCAGUCGGUGUAGCAGUCGCAUACAAGAAUAUCAGCAGAGGAGAGAGCUCAAAUGAAUGUGGAUUUGGAUAUAAUGACAACUCUUGGAUGUUUGUCUGUCACAGUAAUGGUUACACUUUUUAUUUGAACAAUAUUCAAACUCCCGUCUCAGGUCCUCGUUCCUCCAGAGUCGGAGUGUACCUGGAUCACAGAGCAGGUAUUCUGUCCUUCUACAGCGUUUCUGAAACCAUGACUCUCCUCCACAGAGUCCAGACCACAUUCACUCAGCCUCUCUAUGCUGGACUUUGUGUUUACUAUGGAGCCACAACUGAGUUUUGUAAACCUGAAUAGACAGAAGUCAUUUCAGACUUGAUGUGUCAGAUUCUGUGUUGUAAUUCUUCAUAUUUUUGUCUCCAAUAUUUCUGAACUGUACAGACAUCAGCUAUCAUGCUAACAAAGAUCAUCAACACUUUCUUAAACUUAAUAUAUGGCUGUGUUAGAAGCCGCAUACUUUCCUACUACUCGUACUAAUUCUGAUGUCAUUUGAAGUAUGUAGUGUGUUUCAACUGCGUAGUAUGCGAUUUAGAGUAUGUGAGAAGUUCCCUGAUGGUUA
Molecule: messenger RNA, 3448 nt
Organism: Scomber scombrus (Atlantic mackerel)
Lineage: Eukaryota; Metazoa; Chordata; Actinopteri; Scombriformes; Scombridae
Exons: 2
Coding region: 1-3186 (1061 amino acids)
Molecular function (GO): protein binding; zinc ion binding
Source: RefSeq, a predicted model, not a curated record